Rhodamnia argentea is the source of this 1286-nucleotide messenger RNA. RefSeq names its product probable F-box protein At2g36090. The record is from RefSeq and is a predicted model, not a curated record. Gene Ontology annotation, molecular function: protein binding. Lineage: Eukaryota; Viridiplantae; Streptophyta; Magnoliopsida; Myrtales; Myrtaceae. The coding region runs from base 31 to 1089 and encodes 352 amino acids. The transcript is spliced from 2 exons.
CUUGAAGUGACCCCGAAACCAAGUCCCGUCAUGCGCCCACCUCCGCCCCCAUCCUCCGCCAAUACCACCGGCGGCGAGGAUACCGCCACCUCCUUCUCCGACAUCCACCACGACAUCCUCCGAUCCCACAUCCUCAUCCGGCUCGACGGCCCCGCCCUCGCCUCCGCCUCCUGCGUCUGCUCUCACCUCCGCGCGCUCUCGUCUGAUGAACGCCUCUGGGCCGACGUCUCCCGCUCCACUUGGCCGUCCAUCAAUGCGCCACGCGUCUGCCGCGUCAUCUCCUCCUUUCCCGGCGGCCACCGCUCCUUCUUCGCCGACGCGUACCCCCUCCUCGCCGAUGGCGGGGGCUCUCCUUCGACGGCGCAACCCCCUCCACCCGAUCUCCGUCGCCGCUCGUCGGAGCUGAUCUCAGCCGUCGACAUCCGCUACCGCGGGCAGCUCAUCUUCAGCAAGACCGCCGAGACCGAGACAGAGACCGGGUGGUUCCGGUGCUCCCCGUUCCUCAUCAACAUGCUGGAGCCAAAGGACGCGGUGCCGACGCCUGUCCCAUUCCCGAGCCCCGACGAGGCGUGCGGCGACCUUGGGGACAGCCUGAGGCUGAGCUGGGUCCUGAUCGACCCGGAGGGGCGGCGGGCGAUGGACCUCUCGAGCACCGCCCCAGUAUCCAUCCAACGCCACUGGCUCACUGGGGAGGUGCACGCGCGGUUCGCGACAGUACUGUCCUCCGGAGAGCGGGGUACAGCGGCGGAGCGGGUGGCCUGCACGAUCGCCGUCACGUGCGGGGGGUCGCGCAGGGGGACCAUGCAGGUGAGUGAGGUGAACGUGCAGGUGGAGGACAUGGAAGGGACGUACCUGAACGGCGGGAACAGUCUGGUAAUCCUGCGGAGGGCCAUGGAGGGCAAAAGGGGGAAGAAAACGAGGGGGGAGGAGGAGGAGGAGGAGGGGAGGAGGAGGUACGAGGAUUUCUUGGAGAGGCGGAGGGAGAGGAGGGAGAGGAGGGCGAGGGCGGAAUGGGCGUUGGACGCCGUGUGCGUGGGCUUCGGAUCGGCGGCGCUCGUGGUCUUCUGGUUGUUCAUUUUGUGCAGAUGAAUUCACGGGGAGGUGGAGUGGGGCCAAUGAGACCAUUACCUCAAAAAGGAGCUUUAAAUAUAUGCUCAUUGUACGAAGUGAAUUCUUCAAAUUGUUCAAGGGAAAAAAAAAAAAAAAUUACCCCUUCUUUUGUAUUUCCACUCUCUGCCAUUAGAUAGGAGUAAAAUGCUAGGGGAGCCCAAAAUUCUGUUGAAUUU